CAACUCUCCAUUUUAACUCCGUAAAGGAGUAAUAUAUAAAAGACGGAGAUAUACUUCAGGAAAUUGAUGUAAUUAUGAAAACUAAAGGGGUUUAUUUCGUAAUUACACCUUACCUGAAGGGGGUGGUUGUAAUUUAACCCAACUUAUUAAUGUAGGAUUAUUUUCUUUUUUCGCUCUAUUGCCCAAAUUCGGCCUAGGGCUCGCGCAGUAAAGCUCGCCAUAUUUUCUCUCCAAUUCGUUGAUUCAAGGGUACCGGUUGAUGAACGAUGGCUGAAAUAAAGUCAUCCGGUAGAUCGAUUGACCAAUUGCUGGAGAAGGUGCUAUGCAUGAAUAUACUUUCGUCCGAAUAUUUUCGAGACCUUUUGAGAUUGAAAACCUACCAUGAAGUAAUUGACGAGAUUUACGUCACCGUCACGCACGUGGAGCCAUGGAUGACUGGCAACUGUCGAGGGCCCUCGACUGCGUUUUGCCUUCUCUACAAAUUCUUUACCAUGAAACUUACCGUCAAACAAAUGCAUGGCCUUUUGAAGCACCCCGAUUCUCCUUACAUCAGAGCGAUUGGAUUUCUCUACUUAAGGUACGUUGCAGAUCCAAAGACUUUAUGGAGUUGGUAUGAACCAUACCUAAAAGAUGAUGAGGAAUUUUCUCCGGGUUCUAAUGGCCGAACGGCAACAAUGGGCGCGUAUGUAAUUGAUUUGCUUCUUGGACAGUACUACUUCGACACGCUUUUCCCCCGAAUCCCAGUUCCAGUGAUGCGAACUGUAGUAGCGAAUCUCGAGAAAAUGAAGCUGCCCACUAAACACUGCGGAGUCACGGGCGAGUCGACGCGUGGGUCGGAGGAGAGUGCUCGGAGACCACCUUCUGUCAAAGCAUCACUUUCAGUCUCUUUCGGUCAACGGGCCCCACACCGUGCUUCCACUAGGGGCUCCUCUCCAGUCCGCCGCACCUCCACUCCAUCUUACGAUAGAGACGAAAACUCCAGAAGGUCGCCGAACACUCGUCGGAGCCAUAGUCGUGAUUUACCCGAUCGAGAUUAUUCAGACAGGGAUAGAGACAGAGAUAGAGACAGAGAUAGAGACAGGGAUAGGGACAGAGAUAGGGAUAGAGACAGGGAUAGGGACAGAGAUAGAGACAGAGACAGAGAUAGAGAGAGGAGGUACGAUUAUGACAGAAGGUCACGUGAGAGCUAUAGAAAAGAUUACGACAGAAGAGAAGGUAGUUCUCGUCGGAGCAGAAGCAGGAGUCGUAGCAGAAGUCGGAGCAUACAUGAAAACAGUAGACAUGAGCAGAAUAUUCCUAGUACUUCAAGACAUGAAAGCAAGGAAAAGACGUCUGCGUCCAGUAAUUUAGCAAAGCUUAAGGAUUUGUACGGUGAUCUGGGUAGUCAGAAAAAGGACGGAGGCGAAGACAAGGGUGGUCCGAGCAAGCCUAGCGGUACCGAGGAGGUGAUAAGGCUCGGUGGUUCUUCGUGGAGGUAAUAGGGAUUUUUCAUUAUUUUAAAAACGAAAGAAAAUGCACUUUAUUUAUAAUCCUCGUUAUUUACUUUGGUUACUUUAUAUUUCGAACUCGAUAUCGUCAUGGCUGAUAAAUGACGAUGAAUGUAAUAGCCUUGAUAUGUAAUGAAUGAAGAGAUUAUUCGUGUAUAUUUUAAAAACCUUUUUAUUCGAUUUAUUGCCUAUUCGU
Erythranthe guttata (spotted monkey flower) is the source of this 1683-nucleotide messenger RNA. It is a transcript of the gene ATSRL1, whose product is annotated as PRP38 family protein. The record is from RefSeq and is a predicted model, not a curated record. NCBI's taxonomy places the organism in Eukaryota, Viridiplantae, Streptophyta, Magnoliopsida, Lamiales, Phrymaceae.